Rotaria socialis is the source of this 378-nucleotide messenger RNA. NCBI's taxonomy places the organism in Eukaryota, Metazoa, Rotifera, Eurotatoria, Philodinida, Philodinidae. The record is from the annotation of a GenBank genome assembly.
AUGAUCAUACUACUGAUAAAUAUAUCUUCUUUGGAAGCAGGCAAUGCAACUGCAGAUGAAUCGACAACGCGAAUACCUCAUCCGCAGCGAAUACCUCGCCCGCAGAGAAUACCUCGCCCGCAGCGAACACCUCGCCCGCAGAGAAUACCUCGCCCGCAGAGAAUACCUCGCCNACCUCAUCCGCAGCGAACACCUCAUCCGCAGCGAACAUCUCGUCCGCAGCGAACAUCUCGUCCGCAGCGAACAUCUCGUCCGCAGCGAACAUCUCGUUCGCAGCGAACACCUCGUCCGCAGCGAACACCUCAUCCGCAGCGAACACUGUAUCCGCAACGAACACAACGACUCCUACAUCAAAUUCCUCAAAGACGUUGCCAAUAA